This is a messenger RNA of Solea senegalensis (Senegalese sole), 2689 nucleotides long. RefSeq names its product SS18 subunit of BAF chromatin remodeling complex (gene ss18). Gene Ontology annotation, molecular function: transcription coactivator activity. The transcript has 9 exons. The coding region runs from base 93 to 1271 and encodes 392 amino acids. Gene Ontology annotation, biological process: positive regulation of transcription by RNA polymerase II. The record is from RefSeq and is a predicted model, not a curated record. Gene Ontology annotation, cellular component: nucleus. NCBI's taxonomy places the organism in Eukaryota, Metazoa, Chordata, Actinopteri, Pleuronectiformes, Soleidae.
UCUAUUUGAUCUGAGUUCUGCGGUUUUGUUAAGCGUGUUAGCCACUGGAGACUUAUAUGCUCUUGGUAACUUUAAUUUAAUCGAAUAUCACCAUGUCGGUGGCGUUUGCACCUCACAGGCAGCGUGGGAAAGGUGAUAUAACACCCGCUGGAAUUCAAAAGUUACUUGACGAAAACAACCAGCUAAUCCAGUGUAUAAUGGACUUCCAGAGUAAAGGCAAAACUGCAGAGUGUUCACAGUAUCAGCAGAUGCUGCACAGAAAUUUAGUAUACCUUGCCACGAUAGCGGACUCCAAUCAAAACAUGCAGUCUCUCCUGCCUGCUCCGCCCACUCAAAACAUGCCCAUGGGUCCUGGUGGGAUGAACCAAAGUGGGGCCCCCCCACAGCCUCCACAUGGUCACACCAUGCCCUCUGAGGGUAUGGUCAGUGGUGGCCCUCCAGCCCCACACAUGCAAAACCAGAUGAAUGGACAGAUGCCUGGGCCUAAUCAUAUGCCCAUGCAAGGUCCAGGUCCAGGCCCCAACCAGCCCCCAAACAUGCCCAGUGGCUCUAUGAAUAUGCCCCCCAGCAGUCACGGCACGAUGGGUGGUUACAAUCACGCGGUCCCCUCCUCCCAGGGCAUUCCAGCUCAGAGCCAAAUGAACAUGACCCAGGGCCAACCCAUGGGGACCUACGGUCCACGGCCAAACAUGAACAUGCAGCCUAAUCAAGGCCCCAUGAUGCACCAGCAGCCUCCUUCCCAGCAGUACAACAUGCCCCCUGGUGGUGCUGGACAACACUACCAAGGGCAACAGAACCCAAUGGGCAUGAUGGGCCAGGUGAACCAAGGGAACCAUGUGAUGGGUCAGAGGCCAAUGCCACCCUAUAGACCUCCUCAGCAAGGACCCCCUCAGCAGUACCCAGGGCAGGAAGACUACUAUGGGGACCAGUACAGUCACGCAGGACAGGGAGCCUCAGAAGGUAAUGCCCAGUAUGGCCAGCAGCAGGAAGCAUACCAGCAAGGCCCUCCACAGCAACAGGGCUACCCUCCUCAGCAGCAGUACCCAGGUCAACAGGGCUACCCGCCACAGCAGCAGGCUUACGGUCCCUCCCAAAAUGCCCCUGGACAGUAUCCCAACUAUCCUCAGGGGCAGGGGCAACAGUAUGGGGGCUAUCGCCCCCCUCAACCCGGACCCCCACAGGGCCAACAGCAACGCCCUUAUGGUUAUGACCAAGUGAGUAAACCCACAAUACAGGACAGUCACAGAGACUUGUCUAUGCAUCGGUCUUAAUGUGUCCCUUUUUUAAUUGUGAUUAUUGCCAGAUUUAGUUGUAUGUUUUGUGUAGCUCUCAGUGAGACCAGACAUGAAUGUGAGUGAAGUUAUAAGGUAAACAUUAAAAGGUACAAUGCUGUGCAUGCUAUCAUCAUAUUGGGGUUGAUUCUGAUCUUCCCAAGAAGAGUGUAUUUAUAAGUAGAGUGUAUGUGUCACUUGUUAACCUGAGUCUUAGUUACAUGUCCCGGCUAAUGUGGUAUGCCAUUCCAGUGAAAUAUCAGGGCUUGAAGAGGAUUCUUCCUUAAACUUAAUGCAGACUGCUCUAGUGUUUAAGAGGAGACCUAUUUGUUGCCCUGUAUUUCCUGUGGUCUUAUGUGGGGACCACAGCUACUCUUUGAUAUCUUUAUCUUUGAAUAUUCAGGGGCACAUGAGGAAAUAAAGACCCGGGGAUUUGAACCCCUGACUAGCUCUGUAAGAAGCAAAGGUAAUGGUUGCUGUGAAGACCUCAACGUCCAAUCUAGACGUUUGACCACCUAGCCUUAAUUUGAAUUUGUUAUGUUUCUUCUGUCUAUUUUUGUCUCUAUCUCUCUUCCUUUUUUUUCUUUUCUCGCUCUCUUUUUUUUUUUAUUCUCUUUUGUUUUGUUUUUUUUAUUAACCAGGGGUCGAAUUGUACGUCAUGAGGUCCAGAAACACAGCAUGCAUCAUCUGCAGUGAGACAGCCAAAAGCUUGCCUGCUUUGGCUGCGUCCUUAAUCUCUGCAAUUUUACAACACUGGUUUUAAUGACAUUUUUGCCUAUGACAAUGAAGCUCUCAGUUAUCUUUAUAUAUAUACAUGUAUAUAUAUAUAUAUAAAUAAUUUGAAGAUGUUAUGUUUGAGAAUUGUCAAAUCAGACUGUUUCCAAAUUUGUUUCCACUGUAUUUUUCCAUUGAUUCCAAAUUCAUACUUCGACCCCUGUUUAGAUUUACAUCUGUUACUGUUGUUCUUGCAUUCAAUUUGUAUCACUUAAGGCUAUUAUCAAAAUGCAAUAUUGUCCUCAGCCAUGCUGCUGCUGAAACCUGAGGUUAUCAAGUUAGAAUAUAGAGCUCAUAAGUUGAGGCCAUACUGCCACCUGCUGGUCAACACCAGUCAAUGCAGCAUAAAUCAAGGUUUUGCAGUAUGGUAUGGUUGAAACCACAAGUGUUUACUUAAUCUUGCUUAUUUUAAAAUGGCUUUUACACUGAGUAACAUGCGUCUGUUACGUUUCUCUCCACAGGGCCAGUAUGGAAAUUACCAGCAAUGAGAGAAGGUCACAGCGACCCACACAACUCUGCUCUAAUCUGUGUGAGCUUUGACCUCUUGUCAAUUGCGCCGCAGAAUUAAAUGAUGGUUGCAGCUCACUGAGAUUCUCUCAGACACAAACACACAACAGAAAAAAAGAAAUUCAACGUAUAAGUUU